UUUGAUGAUAAAGCAGUGACUGAAUUUUAAAGCAGCGAAAAGAAGGAAUUUGUUAUUUCGUGCAUUGUUGCGUAGCUGUCAGUGAUUUCGGCUCUGAGCAGUAGGGAAGGUGGUCGGGCGCUGGCUUCAGCCAAAAUGUCUUUUCCCAAGGCUCCUCUGAAGAGAUUUAAUGAGAAUAUUGGAUGUGCCCCUGCGCCUGGAUCUUAUGAUGUGAAGAAUUACGAGGGCCUCAAAGGACCUGUAUCUUUUGAUAAAUCCCAGAGAUUUCGUCCUAAAAAAGAUUCCAGCAAUGAAAGCCAACUCAUGGAUAAAGAAGAGGAAUUAUCUCCAGUUCGUCUACGAAAACAUUCUCUUGGGUCUACUCCAAACCUGAGACAGAAACCAGAAAAAGAUGCAGAUUUUAUGAAAGAAAUUAAGAAGCAGAAAUCAUUGGAAAAGGAGAUACGCUCACUUUUGAAGGAACGUGCUGAACAGGACAAGAAGCUCCAGACAUUAGAGGAAGAGUUCAAAAAGACAGAAGUAAAACUGAUUACUGCUUUGAGAGAGAAGACAUCACUUUCUGCUACCAUAGCAUCUCUGGAACGACACAUUGCUGAUUUAGACAAAGCAAACGAGCUCUUAAAGACAAAGUUUUCUGAUGACAGCUCCAAGAAGAAAAUAAACAAUUUAUGUUCAGAGCUUAUUGAAGUAAAAAAUAAAGUGGAUGCCAAAGAUAAGGAAAUUAUUAGCUUACAAGCAAACUUUGAAGAGCAAGUUAAAGUACUUCAGGCAAAUCUAAUGUCUUGUAAGGAAACCUUGGAGACUGUGCAAGAGAAGAACACAUCUCUGGAAGAGAACUAUCAGGCUGCAAAUUUGCACAGUGAAGCCUUGGCAAAGGAUCUGGAUAAUGCCCGUGUUUUAAUUGAGGAGCUGAAAGGAGAAAACCGAAACCUUCAAGGCUACCUCUCAGAUGCCCAAGAACAAAUGCAGGAUAUGCGCAUAAAAAUGAGCGCUAAGGAACGCGAGUUUGAGAAUAAGUUGCAAAAUAUGACCUCUUCUAUGUCGGAACAAAGCAAGGCCCUGGUGAUACAAGAGGAAAUGGAAAGCAAACUUCAUGAAGCAGAGAAAAACUUGGUGCUGGCAUUUGAGAAAAUAGCACAGCUUGAACAAGAACUCAAUGCAGUGAAAGAAGAAAAAUAUAAACUGAUGGAGGAAAAGACUGAAACUGAGGCAAAAUUAUCUGCAUCUAUGGAACAAAUGAGUGCUGUUGUUGCCCAGUAUGAACAUUACAAGGUGUGCCUGGACCAAACAUCAGAUUUACUGAAGCAGAAAGAACAGGAAGAAAUGAGCGCAAAGGAUUACUUUAGCCAAAGGGAAAAAGAGCUCCUGGCACAAAUAAAAGAGCUGGAAGAGAAGUGUUUGGCACUGAUACAAGAAAAGGAAACACUUGUUUCAGAAAGUGAAGAAAAAGAGAGAACAUUAAAAACUGAGCUGGAAAUGGUUAAGGAAAAGCUGAGCAAAGAAGAGGAAGGUCGUCACGCACUGCAAGAGAAAGAGAAGCAACUGUCCAUGCUUUUGCAGAAAGAGAUGGAAACUUGCACCUCCCUGCGUGAGGAAUUGCAGAAGGUACAAGAAGAGAUGAUGAAAGAGAGGCGUCUGUUAGAAGAGGAACUGGAGGGAACCCUAGAUGAAUUAGACAGAUUGCAAAGUGCAGAGGAGCAUGCAGAGCAAUUAAUUCAACAACUUGAACAAGAAAAUAAGCAAAGGGCUGGAGAGCUGGAUUAUCUGGAGGAAACUCUAAAGGGGAAAAGUGCUGAACUGGAACGAAUCAAAGAAGCUCACAGAAAUGCCAUGUUGGAACUCAAGGAAGAGCAGAAUAAUGGCACACAUACAUUUCAAGAAUUUGAUAGUUUUAGGAAGUCAGCUUCAACAGAAAUUGAAUCCUUGAAGUCUAUAAACUUGUCCUUGUUAGAAAAAAUUGCACAAGCAGAAAAAGACAAAGAAAUACAAGAAAAACUUCUUGAAGGGCAAGUCAGGGAUAAGUCAGUACUGGAGCAGCAACUUAUUGACCUGAAAGCGGCAUCAAGCAAAACCAAGGAGGAGUAUGAGCAGAAGCUUUACGUGUUGCAAGAGACUUCAAACAAAACUAAAGAAACCUUGGAGCAGCAACUUAUUGAUCUUCGUGAAACGUCAGCUAAAGCUGAGGAGGAUUUGAAGCAGAAGAUAAAUGAACUGAAAGAGACAUCAGGCAAAAAUAAGGAAGUACUGGAGCAGCAGCUUCAAGAUCUUCAGGAUACAUCCAACAAAACAAGGGAUGAUCUGGAAAAGCAGCUUCAAAAGGUUCAAGAGGCAUCUGCUAAAACUCAGGAAAGGUUAGAGCAGGAGCUUCAUGAGUUAAAGGAGGCCUCGGGAAAUACCAAUAAUGGGUUGACACAGCAGCUUCAUGCGGUUCAACAAGAAGCAUCCAGAACUAUAGAAGGAUUGGAACAGCAACUUCACAAGCAACAAGAGAUAUCUGCAAAUACGAUAGGACUGGAGCAGCAGCUUCAAGAACUUCAGGAAACCUCAACCAAGGCUAAACAAGGGUUGGAGCAACAAAUCUACGAGCUUCGGGAAGCAUCAGCAAAAACAAAGAAAGAUUUGGAACAGCAGCUACAUGAUCUCCAAGAAACAUCAGCCAAAACUCAGGAAGGGCUGGAGAAGCAGCUACAUAAGCUGCACAAGGAAUUUGCCAGGGAAAGGGAAUCGUUGGUACAUCAGCUUUAUGCGCUUCAAGAGGCAUCUGUUAAAACAAAAGAAGGUUUGGAACAGCAACUGCAGGAAUUGCAAGAGACCUCUUCCAAAACUAAGAAAGAACUGGAGCAGCAGCUUCAGGAGUUACAAGAGACUUCUUCAAAAACUAAAGAUCUGGAGCAGCAAUUGCAGGAUGCAUUGACUAAAAGAACAGAAUCUCAACAGCAACAGCAUGAACUGGAAGAGCUAAGGUUGCAACUUCUUGCCUUACAGGAUUCUACUGCAAAGUCUAAAGAGAAAUAUAUCAGCAUGAUCUGUGAUGCUGAAUUGAACCUUGAAAUAAAAGAUGCCAAACUGCGGGAGCUGGAAGAGCGAGAUCAAUUCCAAGAGUCUCGGCUACAGAUACAAUUGGAGCAGCUACAGAUGCAAUCAGAACAGCUACAGGAAUUGAUAAGAACUCAGGAAGAAGAAAUGGAACUUUUGAGGAAAGAAUCUGAAAAAAAUCAACAGGAUGCAAUGGAAGCAAACAAAUGGCGUGCACUUUAUGAAGAGUUGCAAAAUAAAGUCAGGCCUUUCCAGCAACAGCUGGAUGCUUUUGAGGCUGAAAAGAAUGCUUUACUUAAUGAGAAUGGCGCAGCUCAGGAUGAACUGAACAAGCUUAGUGAGGCAUAUGCAAAGCUGCUGGGUCACCAGAAUCAGAAACAGAAGAUCAAACAUGUUAUGAAGCUGAAAAUUGAAAAUUCUGAGCUCAAACAGGAGGUUUCCAAACUCCGCGCUCAGCUUGCAAAAGAGAAGCAGGUAGAAAAGCAACUGCAGGCGCACUUGAAUGAAAUCCAGGGAGUGAAGAGAUUCGAUCCAUCCAAAGCUUUCAGACAUGACGUCAAAGAGAAUGUGAUGCCAAAAGCUCCUUUACGGGAAGGAAACAGAAACAAACGCUGAAUGGACAAUAACUGUGACUCUGACCCACAAUCCUGCAUCCUGAUUUUAUAUGUUCUCUUAUUUUUAUAUAUAUUUGGGGAGGAAUACUGCUGAAAACAUCCAUUCUAAACCAUUUGUGCUUUUUACUGUCAUAUUUAUCAUUGUAGUCUCUUUUCACAACUUUUUAUGAUUAUUUUAUGUGUUAAGGAAACCACUCAAAACAUGCCCACUUGCUUUUAGAUAUAUAUGAUUUUAAAUAAAGAAAUCUUAUUAUUCAUG
Molecule: messenger RNA, 3909 nt
Organism: Xenopus tropicalis (tropical clawed frog)
Lineage: Eukaryota; Metazoa; Chordata; Amphibia; Anura; Pipidae
Gene: hmmr
Product: hyaluronan-mediated motility receptor (RHAMM)
Exons: 22
Coding region: 136-3651 (1171 amino acids)
Cellular component (GO): spindle
Molecular function (GO): hyaluronic acid binding
Source: RefSeq, a predicted model, not a curated record